CCUGUCCAAUCAAAUCGCUGAGCGCCAAGCUCUUCUCAGACGUCAACAACAUGGCGGAAAGAGACAAUGAAGUUACGUUUAAGAAGGAGACGGUGGCCAAACUUCUGUCCAGCUUCUUCAAGGAAGACAAAACUAGAUUAAGCCAAGAGGCCACACUGCUUAUGGGAGAGAUGCUAAAAAUAUUUGUCGAAGAGGCAGCCGUGCGUUCUCAGAAACAAGCCGAAUGUGACGACUGCGACCGAGUGGACAUCGAGCACUUUGAGAAGAUCCUGCCUCAGCUGCUGCUGGAUUUCUAGCUGCCACAAGAUGGUGCCAGAGUGUUUCAUGACUGGUACCCCUCCCCCAACCACACAUAAUUCUGUCAUUUUGGCCCCCCCUUUCAAAAGUGCAAUUAAAUAGCUCCUUCCUAGCUUGUUUUUAUUUUGAGCAAUGUGCAUGAUG
This is a messenger RNA of Syngnathus acus (greater pipefish), 441 nucleotides long. RefSeq names its product centromere protein X (gene cenpx). Gene Ontology annotation, molecular function: protein heterodimerization activity. NCBI's taxonomy places the organism in Eukaryota, Metazoa, Chordata, Actinopteri, Syngnathiformes, Syngnathidae. Gene Ontology annotation, cellular component: FANCM-MHF complex; Fanconi anaemia nuclear complex. The record is from RefSeq and is a predicted model, not a curated record. The transcript has 5 exons. Bases 51 to 296 code for a protein of 81 amino acids. Gene Ontology annotation, biological process: kinetochore assembly; DNA repair; replication fork processing.